AUGAACAACGACGAUAUUAUGAACGCCCUUCAAUCCAAACUAGAUGCUCAAGCUUCUACCUUUCGCGAUUUGCUGCGAUCUUCACUUGAUUCUCACUCCGAUUCCAUCCACAGUACACUCCAUCAACACCUUCUAGAGGUUGAUUCAAAGGUGGCGCAUCUUCGCACGCCGACGUCGUCCUCCUCACCAGCUUUCAAUUCGGCAUCACGUUCCCUUAAAUUGAACGUUCCACGAUUUGAUGGUUCCAACGUUUUGGAGUGGUUGUUUCAGAUCGAAGCCUUCUUCGAUUUCCAUGACACACCAACAACAUCUCGCCUCCAAAUCGUCUCGUUUCACCUUGACGGUCGCGCCGCUGCCUGGUUUCAAUGGGCCACUCGUAACAAAUUGUUGUCAUCUUGGUCUGUGUUUUUAGACGCCGUUCGUCAAUGUUUUGGACCCACCGCGUACGAAGAUGUCGAAGGCGAGUUAUCCAAACUCUCGCAAACAGGCUCUGUUGUUGAAUUUCAAGCUCAAUUUGAGGAUCUCAUGAACAAGGUGAAUGGUAUCUCUGAACCACUGCUUAUCAGUUUUUUCAUUACUGGCUUGAAACGUAAUUUACGUCGUGAGCUUCAAUUUCAUCGUCCUCCGACACUGAUGGAGGCAUUUGCCAUGGCUCGAGCAUAUGAGGCUCGUUUGGAUGAUAAUCCAGGUUUCUCUAAAAAUGGGUCACGACAACCCACUUCACCUCUCAACUCAAACACAUCAACCCAACCAAUUUCCCUAACCCAAAAUCCUCCAUCAAAUCCUAAAACCAAUUCUCUACCUCCUCUUCUUCCUACACCACAAUUACAACUUCCAGUCCGUAACCUACCCCCUGCCGAACAUCGUGACCGCCGCACUAAGGGCCUUUGUUUCAAGUGCGAUGAGAAAUGGAACCCUUCUCACCGUUGCCGCAAUAAAGUGUUAUUACUGUUGGGUUGUGAGGAGGAAGAUGAGUUGGAUGAAGCCAAUUCGGAUGAUGUUUCCGGUGAUAUUUCGAGCUUACAUGCUCUUUCGAGCCAAUUGCAGGGUCGCUCUUUACGCGUAUCUGGCGUCUAUGGUCGUCAUUCAUUUCAGAUACUCAUUGAUAGUGGAAGUACUCACAACUUUAUCAAGCCUACCUUAGUUGAGAAAUUAGGCUUAGCAAUCACACCGUGCCCUCGAUUCCGAGUCGCCACCGGCUGUGGUACAUUCUUGGUUUGUCAACAUUGUUGCAAGGCAACAUCAUUACUACUUCAAGGCAUUCAAUUCUCCGUGGAUUUAUUUGUGUUGGCAAUUGAAGGUCCAGAUGUUGUCCUCGGUUUUCCUUGGCUUCAAUCCUUGGGUAAGGUGUCUCAUGACUACUCUGCCCUCACCAUGGAAUUCCUUUGGCAGGGCGAACCUAUUACACUUUGUGGUGAUCCAACAUUGGCUUCCCAAUCAGUGUCUCUCCAUCAACUACAAGCUAUGGUGCAAACUGAUGCCGUCGCAGGUAUUUUUACACUCACCGCCUCUAAACCUGACUGUAUUUCCCUACCUACACCUACCACAGACCCUGUUUUUCCAUCAAACUUACCCCCAACUGUCACUGACAUCUUACAUAAAUUUGAAAAGAUUUUUUCUACACCAACUGGAUUACCACCGCACCGUACAGUGGAUCAUCGUAUUCAUUUAAUUGAGGGUACUAAGCCGAUCAAUGUUCGUCCAUAUCGUUACCCCCACUUUCAAAAAUCUGAAAUGGAAAAGUUGAUUCGUGAAAUGCUCGAUCAAGGGAUUAUCAUUCCCAGCCAUAGUCCUUUUUCUUCACCAGUACUCUUGGUGCGAAAAAAAGAUGGUACUUGGCGUUUCUGUGUCGAUUACCGUGCCUUGAACACUGCAACAGUUAAGGAUAAAUUUCCUAUUCCCACCAUAGAUGAAUUGUUAGAUGAGUUUGGUGGUGCAAAAGUGUUUACUAAAUUGGAUUUGCGUGCGGGAUACCACCAGAUUCGUGUCCAUAGUCGUGACACCUAUAAGACAGCCUUUCGUACUCACGAGGGUCACUUUGAGUUCUUGGUCAUGCCAUUCGGAUUAACGAAUGCCCCAUCUACAUUUCAGGCAACGAUGAACCAAUUGUUCUCUCAAUAUUUACGGCGGUUUGUGAUUGUUUUCUUUGACGACAUCCUCAUAUAUAGCUCUUCUAUUGGGGAUCAUUUGGUGCAUUUGGAAUUGGUUUUGCAAUGUUUACUAACCAAUUGUUUCUAUGUUAAGCUUUCCAAAUGCUUGUUUUGUCAGGAAGCGAUUGAGUAUCUAGGGCAUAUUGUCUCUUCACAGGGUGUUCAGGCGGAUCCAGCUAAGUUGGACGUUAUGGUUCAGUGGCCUAUCCCAACUAAUGUGAAACAACUUCGCGGAUUUCUCGGUCUCACAGGUUAUUAUCGUCGUUUUAUUGCUAAUUAUGCGAGCAUUGCUGCCCCAUUAACUGAUUUAUUGCGCCAUGAUUCUUUCUGCUGGUCACCCAUUGCCUCUUCGGCCUUUGCUGCAUUGAAACAGGCUAUGAUUUCAGCACCAAUCUUAUGUCUGCCUGAUUUUGCUAAAGAAUUUAUUAUUGAAACCAACGCUUCCAAUAUGGGCAUUGGAGCUGUGCUUAUGCAAGACGGUCACCCACUUGCAUAAUUCAGCAAGAAGCUUGGUCC
This is a messenger RNA of Trifolium pratense (red clover), 2666 nucleotides long. RefSeq lists its product as uncharacterized. The record is from RefSeq and is a predicted model, not a curated record. Lineage: Eukaryota; Viridiplantae; Streptophyta; Magnoliopsida; Fabales; Fabaceae. The transcript has a single exon. The coding region runs from base 1 to 2646 and encodes 881 amino acids.